GCGGCGCGGCCCCGACGAUGCCCCGCGACGGCAAGCGGGAGGCGGCGGGGGAGCGGCUGGGGCUGCUGGAGCUGCGCCGCUGCGGGCGGCCGCCGUCCCCCGGCCCCGGCGAGCGGCAGGAGGAGGGGGAGGAGGAGGAAGAAGAGGGGGAGGCGGCGGCGGGCGAAGAUUGUUGCGGCAAGUGCAAGAAGCGGGUGCAGUUCGCCGACUCGCUGGGGCUGAGCCUCGCCAGCGUCAAGCACUUCAGCGACGCCGAGGAGCCGCAGGUGCCGCCCGCCGCGCUGUCGCACCUGCAGAGCCCGCCCGGCGAGGAGCGGGCCGCCGCCGCCCGGCGCCGAGCCGCCCCCGCGCUGCUCCUGGUGCCCGACUUCCCCGACGGCGGGGAGCCCAGCGCCGAGCGGCUGCGGCGGCAGCGCGUCUGCCUGGAGCGCCUGGGGCGGCCCGCGGCGCCCACCGACGUGCGGGGCACGGUGCAGGUGCUGGGCGGCCCCGGGCCCAGGGAGGUGACGGUGCGCUACACCUUCAACGAGUGGCUCUCCUUCGUGGACGUGCCGGCCGCGCCCCUGCCCCCCGAGCCGCCGGCCGAGCGCUACGGCUUCACCCUGUGCGUGCCGCCGAGCCUGCGGGAGGGCUCGGCCCUGCACUUCGCCAUCCGCUACCGCAGCCCGCAGGGCGAGUUCUGGGACAACAACGGCGGCCGCAACUACACGCUGCGCUGCUGCGGCUGCCCCGGGGCCGGCCCCGCCGUCCCGCCGGGCCCCGCCGCACCCCGCUACUGAGCGGCCGGGCCAGGGGAGCCCGGGGGACACGGCCGGGCGGGGACAGGGGCAGGCGGCCGCACCCCGCGCCCGGAGACAGGCCCCGCUCGGCAGGGAGACGGCCAGAGCGCCGGGGGCCCCGUCCCGGAGACUGCCCCAAGCCUGGUGGUUUUUAAGCAGGAGCUUCAGUUUCUGCCAGCGAAACGUGGAUGUGCGUAGGCUCGCAUUGCUGUGGUUUGUGGAUUUGUUCUCCUUUUUGGUUUUUUAUCUUUUUUUUUAUUAUUAUUAUUUUUUUGAGAGAGAGGGCAAGGAGACUGAGUAGCGUGGGCUUUGCUUUUCCCCCUUGAAGUGAAUUUUUGAGGUCUUGAUUUGGGCUUGACUCCACAUACCCGAUUAGUCGAGAGCACUCGUGUGAAAACUUGGUGGCGUGUUCGCUACAGAUUUAAUUUAGGAUCCCAAUUUUCCCGUUCUCAGAUCUAUUUGAAAGACACAGUACUGCGACAGCAAUGGUGUGCUUUGUCCUUUUUUAGUUAUUUUGUUUGACUUCAAUGGACUCCGUAACAAUACGAUACAGUUGUGAGCACCUGUCAAACCCGUGACAGGCUUGCGUGCCCGUCCCACCUUUGCCAUGCUGCGGCAGCUCUGAACAGCAGGCACUCUGCUUUGGGGCUGGAUCUGGGGCUGGACUGGGCUGCCCUGGUUUUUGUCACUCAACACACUUUGAUACCGCUCCCCAGGCUCGCAUGUAGAUCCCGUCUGGCUAAUAGCAGCCAACAGGGACUCGUGCAGAAAUGUUUUUGCUUAAAAUAGACUGGUGACUUCUUUUCACACAACCAACGAGUCUAAAACCGGGAUGAAGGAGGAGUUAAAAUACCUGCUGAUGCUGUGUUUAUCAGGAGAACUUUGGUAACACCUUUGAGCCAUGCACUGUGAAAGAUGGUGUCUGUCUCGUACACGGUUCUGUAUUUUCAGAUUUGGGUCUGGUUUGGAUGACCCUUCUCACUGAGGAGUGACGCUGCCAUACAGAGAGAGUGUCCUCAGUAACAAAUGGAAACAAGUGCCUUAGUUCAGCUCUCCUUAUGUUACAUUUUGCACCACAUUUCUCAAGUAUUUAUAAUUUAUUCAGCUUUUUUGCUACAUAUUUUUCUGUAUUUGUAUGUUGCUGGGAAAGGACUUUGUUGUGCACACAGCUGGACUUUAUGGCGCUGGACACUUGAAUUGAUUUUAGUCUUCACUCUUGCACUGCAAGCCUAGAGGUUGACUACUACGGGGUGUCCCAACUCCUGAAAUUAAGCAAAAACUACCAAUGCAAAUGGGUUUGUAAGAAUAAAAAAAAAGUUUUAAAAAAAGCCAUAAAGCUCAUAAUUACAUUUACUUCCUUACUUUUUUUUUUAAAAUUUUUUUUUUUUCUAUUUAGCAAAAUGUAACAGUAGGCUUCACAGUUUUGCAACCUGUGGUAUGUGUGCCCUGACCAGGGAUGAUCCGAUUUGUGUGUAAGUGAUGUUUAGGGCUGUAGCUGAAAAUGACUGCUGUCCUGCCAGAGCCAUCAGGCAAAUCACCCUGUGAUUUGUCUGUGAACGGCAUCUUGAGCAGAGCUGUGCUGUGAGGAGGCUUUACUAGCAAGGGUGGAAAGUAGGUGGGUUACAGUCAAGUUUUGUUUGGGCUCUUCUGCAACUUUGAUUCUUCUUGUUUUCUUUUGACACAGUAUCUCAAAAUAUGGGUUAUUUUUGGUUAAUGAAGAACAAUUGUCAGAAUGCAGAAUAUGCCCUGAAAUGGAUGUGUGGUCUUCAGUAUGCCAUGGAAUGGCAUGUUCCUUUUUUGAAACAGAACAUAGUGCGAGAUUUCUCAGGCCUCCAUUUCCUCUGAAGAUGUAAAACAUCUUAAAGGCUAUCCUGACAACAUUAGAAAAAAUAGCUUAUUGAUAAGAUUCCCGAUAGCUGAGAAUAUUUUCAAGCCUACAUCAAACCUGCCUUUUGAGAUGGCUGGAGCAGACCCAGAGCUAAAAUCUCUGUGGGGGAAAGAUGGGAAGCAGAGGGAGGUUCAGACUAAAGGUGCUGCAGUUCUGCUCACAUGCACACUGCUGCUGAAACACAGCCUGUCCUCCCUCCUCCCAAAAAAGCCUGUGCGUACAGCACAGUGUGAGAACACAGCCAGGGACAAGGAGGUGUUUAAUUCCCUCGGAAACCAUUCUGCUGUUACACUGUAUCAGUUGCUUUGACAACGCUCAGAGGGAGAGCUCUGAGCAGGCAAACAGAAGUUGGUACUGUUGUCCUUCAGGUUACACGUGAACUCUCGCCAAAAAGGUUUUAAGGGAGAAUAGUGAACUCUGCUGUUUCCCUACACAAGUUUGUUUUAAGUCUGUCAUGCAUUUACAGGAUUACAGGAUGUUACAUGGAAUAACCUGGUAUGAAUUAGCCUUUCUUCAGAUUGCUGCAUAAAUGA
This is a messenger RNA of Passer montanus (Eurasian tree sparrow), 3200 nucleotides long. RefSeq names its product protein phosphatase 1 regulatory subunit 3G (gene PPP1R3G). Lineage: Eukaryota; Metazoa; Chordata; Aves; Passeriformes; Passeridae. Gene Ontology annotation, biological process: regulation of glycogen biosynthetic process. The record is from RefSeq and is a predicted model, not a curated record. Gene Ontology annotation, cellular component: protein phosphatase type 1 complex. Gene Ontology annotation, molecular function: protein phosphatase 1 binding; glycogen binding.